GCCCUCCGCCGGCAGCGCGGCCCAGCCCGCCUCAGCCGGCGCCGUCCGCCGCGCCCGGGGGAACUGAAGGGACGUCAUCAUGGGAGCAUUUUUAGACAAGCCAAAGAUGGAGAAGCAUAAUGCCCAAGGGCAGGGCAACGGGCUUCGUUACGGUCUGAGCAGCAUGCAAGGCUGGCGAGUUGAAAUGGAGGACGCGCAUACGGCUGUGAUUGGUUUGCCAAACGGACUGGAUGGAUGGUCAUUUUUUGCUGUAUAUGAUGGGCAUGCCGGAUCCCAGGUUGCCAAGUACUGCUGUGAGCAUUUAUUAGAUCACAUCACAAGCAACCAGGAUUUUAAAGGACCAGAUGGUCCACCAUCUGUGGAGAGUGUAAAGAGCGGCAUCAGAACAGGUUUUCUGCAAAUCGAUGAACAUAUGAGAGUCAUCUCCGAGAAGAAGCAUGGCGCAGACAGAAGUGGCUCGACGGCUGUGGGCGUCAUGAUUUCCCCGCAACAUACAUACUUCAUCAACUGUGGAGACUCGAGAGGUUUACUUUGUAGAAACAGGAAGGUUCACUUCUUCACCCAGGAUCACAAACCAAGUAAUCCACUGGAGAAAGAGCGCAUACAGAAUGCAGGGGGCUCUGUAAUGAUUCAGCGUGUGAACGGUUCCCUUGCUGUGUCAAGGGCGCUGGGGGACUUUGAUUACAAAUGUGUCCAUGGGAAAGGUCCCACAGAGCAACUAGUCUCACCUGAGCCUGAAGUUUAUGAAAUUGAGAGAUCGGAAGAAGACGAUCAGUUCAUCAUACUGGCUUGCGAUGGUAUCUGGGAUGUUAUGGGGAACGAAGAACUGUGUGACUUUGUAAGAUCCAGGCUUGAAGUCACUGAUGACCUUGAGAAAGUUUGCAAUGAGAUAGUUGACACCUGCUUGUACAAGGGAAGUCGAGACAACAUGAGCGUGAUAUUGAUCUGUUUUCCGAAUGCACCAAAGGUAUCACCAGAGGCGGUGAAAAGAGAGGCAGAGUUGGACAAGUACCUGGAAAGCAGAGUAGAAGAGAUCAUAAAGAAGCAGGGUGAAGGAGUCCCAGACUUAGUCCACGUGAUGCGUACGUUAGCAACUGAGAGCAUCCCAAACCUCCCGCCAGGGGGUGAAUUGGCGAGCAAACGGAGUGUGAUUGAAGCUGUUUAUAACAGACUGAACCCCUACAGGAACGAUGAUACUGACUCUGCAUCAACUGAUGAUAUGUGGUAAAACUGCUCAUCUAGCUGCGGAGUUCACCUUUCGUCCCUCACAUGAGAGAGCAGCCCAACCUCAGUUACCCUUCUUAAGAUCCAUCCUCAACCUUAAUUAAAGAAGGGAAUGUGAUGUGUUGGUGAGAGUGACUACAGCAGAAAACUACAGCAGUACAACGUCUAGCCCAGGAACUGAUCCUUUUUUUUUUUUUUUUUUUUUUGUAAAACAGACUUCUGUAAACGUGAUUUCGAACCAUAAUUCAUGUUGUAAAUCAGACUCCAGCAAUUUAUGUUGUAUGAUUUUGUUUUUGUAAAGUGCAAUUGUCUUUGUACAAAAUGCUCAUAUUUAAUUAUGAACUGCUUUAAAUCACUAUAAAGGUUAGAAGAAAUGUUUGGCUUGUGUGAUGCAACAGUAUAUGUCCCAUUAAAUUCAUGUUGUGGUUUUGGAUUGCAAGGAGCAGCAGCCUAGCCAGCUAGGUGCUCAAGAGGUGCACAAAACUAAAAAUGAUUUUGUUUGAUAUGAAAGCUGAAUUUGGGGGUAAUUUAUCAGAAAUUACAGGGUGUGAAUUUGCUUGGCAAUGGGAAAGAGUAGUGCACAUUCUUCAGCAAAUCUCUCUCUUGAGGCCACUCCUGCUCUGACACUGAGCURAAGGGAGCUCUGAUUUUGACUUCAGUGGGAGUUGAAUCAUGCCCUAUUAAUAGCAUCAUGCGUUCAUUCGCAUAUGAACCUUGGGAUUAGAAUGCCUGGAUUCUCUGCACCUCUUUUUUUCAUUAACCCUUGCCUGAAUUACUAAUCACUGAGCACGAACAGGUAACUUCCUACAUGUCGUAGGAACCUGCAGCAUUUCUACAAUCCUGAGUGGCUGGGUCUGCUGCUGUUCCGAGGAAAAUGCCCUGAAUUCCAUUUUAUCAAUAAAGCUUGAUUUAACAAACAAGAAAUUUAUCCAUAAAUGUGUAAUUCCUUUUUUUUUCUGCCUUUUAAAACAUCAGUGCCAUCAUAAAUGAUAUUUUACACAUGGAAAAAAUAWUUUUAUUAAUUGGUAACCCAUUUUUAAAAUGGGAGGAAUUUUGAUUAUUUCCCAAGACACAGCCAUUGCUAAAGGAUGACAUGGGAGUGAUCUGUUAUGCUGUUUUUUUCACCUGUGUGGUUUUUUUUCAGGCUUCUUGUUUUCCCUCCCCACUGAAGAUAUGCAUUGGUUUGAAUUUGCCUACUGUUUGAUAAAAAUACAUUUGUCAAAGCCUGACAAUCUUUAACAUUUUAUGGUGUGUGUUUUUAAUUGACCCACUUACUUAGGAUGAGAGACUAGUGGUUAAACAGUACUUGUGAUUUGAAAUAGAGCAUGUUGAUAAUAUUUAACUGUUCGUUGUUUAAAAUUCUGAUUUAAAAUUCUUAAAGGUAAUAAACUAAUUUGAUUUUUAACUUACCUUUCUCCCACUGAACAUACAAAAUUUAAGUUUUCAAGUCAGUCGUGUUUGCAAAACUACUGUUUUGUGCACCUUGUGUUGUCUUUUUUUGGUUGAGAAUAUUGUAUUUAAUAUGUAGUUCACUUUAUUCAUUUAGUAGGCAGAUUCCCCAAAUGGAAAAUCAGUAAAACAAGUAGAUUGUAACAUUUACUGCAGUUAAACAGAAUCAAAACUUGGUGUAUAAUUACUUUUUGAUAGGAAAAUGUAGUACCAUGCAUUUUGCUAUAUUUGUCUUUCCCUAACUUUGAAAUAUACAUAUUUGUAUAUAUAGCCUUAAAACUAAUGCAGAGUUAGGGAACUCUGAACAGUGAAAAAGUAACUUAUAGUGUCUUGGAACUAAGUAUAGUACAUACCAGCAAACUUUUCUUUUAUCCCUCUUGUCUGUGUGGGGUGCUUAACGUAACUUCAUUGUAUUCGGUUUGUAACCUGUUCAAGCAUGAAUGAAGACAACAUAAGCACUAUUUGUAUUUAUAAAUUCAUAGCAAUUUUUGCUUAAAGGAACCAACUCCUUACCUACAUAUGAAUAAAUGCUUAAAAUGUCUAAUUUUGUUGUAGAGUGCAAAACUAUGGUAAUGUUAAGUUAUAGCUUCACAGGCACCUAAUUAACGAGCAUAUUUAAUACAUGGCGUAUUAGUACAAAAAAGCUAAAUUUAGGACUAGGCAGGUAAAGUUUUGUCCUCUUUUUUCGUGUAGGUGAAAGUUUAGUUUUGGAAACUGCAAAACCUGGAGCUGGACURUGGAAAGUUUGAGUUAAAACUUGUAAACGUCGCAAGUGGAGCUGGUGCGGAAAGCCAUACUUAAAACUGUAAUCACUUAAACUCUCAGUGACACAUGCUGUGUUG
This is a messenger RNA of Nothoprocta perdicaria, 3515 nucleotides long. It is a transcript of the gene PPM1A, whose product is annotated as protein phosphatase, Mg2+/Mn2+ dependent 1A. The record is from RefSeq and is a predicted model, not a curated record. NCBI's taxonomy places the organism in Eukaryota, Metazoa, Chordata, Aves, Tinamiformes, Tinamidae. Gene Ontology annotation, cellular component: nucleus; cytosol. The transcript has 6 exons. Bases 80 to 1228 code for a protein of 382 amino acids. Gene Ontology annotation, molecular function: magnesium ion binding; protein serine/threonine phosphatase activity; manganese ion binding. Gene Ontology annotation, biological process: negative regulation of canonical NF-kappaB signal transduction; positive regulation of canonical Wnt signaling pathway; positive regulation of canonical NF-kappaB signal transduction.